AUGGCUUCGCAGCAGAACUUGAAGGCCAACCUCGACGGGGCCGGCAGGUCUACGCCAACGUUACGGCAGAAGGGAUGGGCGCCUAUAAAGAACCACCAGCCAUACCCGCCGCCACGAGACAUCAAAAACUAUGCUGCCAGAGCUCUACCUGACGUACCAGGAGACAGCAGACACGGUGCUGUGAGGAACCAAUCUGGCUUGCCUCCUCGGCCCAAUUCCAGCUCUUCGUACUCUUCGUCAAUCUACGACUCGGAAGGGGACGAUGGCGCUGCUCUACGCAAGCAGAACCCAAAGCAAGAAUUGCCCAUACGACAGCAGCCCGGAGAUGCUCGUGCGAGCACCAGCUUCUCGGGUGCGAUGGAUGAGGCGGCUUUCGACAUGAUUCGACAACCACCUCCGUUGGCGAUUAACCCUCCCAAGUCGCGCGAUCAGCCAGAGAUAGCGUCGCCGCAGCCGAGAAUACCAGCUCUCAGCAAGGCCCAUCAAUGGAUAGCUCAUAGCGAAGACCGGGUUAGCCCCGUGACCCCUGGUUCGGGAAGAUAUCCUUAUGUCGGCUUUCCAGUCUCUCCCAUUUCCGAGCACGGGGUCAGCAUUAGCUUCGAGGAGACCACCUCGGAACCAGACCAUCACCCAUAUAAGGCUUACAAUCCUUCGGUGACUCCUUCCUCUAAUUGGAGUCACUCAACGAGCCAGGCUUCGAAGAGCCCCCAGCCGCCUCCUGAGACCAGCCUGCAUCCACAUGUUCAGAAAAUCAACCUCCGCUAUAGUGACCCCGGCAGCCCCAUAAGCGUCGGACCCGGAGGAGACGUUCGAGGAUUUGGGGGGCCCGGCCCUGACAUCGGCAGUUCGUUUCGUUCCCAUCAAUCAGCUCAGGGGCAGGGCAAAGGCAAUACGUCGCUGUCGGUCCAGAGCGCCUGGGGCAAACAGGCCGACGGGGACAGGCCAGCAAGUCCAGCCAGCGGCCGCAAAGUCGUCUCCUUCGCGGUCCCGCAGAUCGACAGCUUCUCCUCGGGCUCGGGCCGCCGCCAGUCCAGCCCGUGGAACGCAGCCCCGCCGCCCCUGGAACUCAGCGAGCGGCCCGUAGCGCAGGACCACGAGAAGACGCCCUUCCCGCCGCAGACCGACGCCAGCGAUUCGCAGAGGAGCUUCUUCGACGACAGCGAUGACAACAACGACGACGAGGUCGACGACCGGGCGCAGAAGACGCACAAGCGGGUGUCCAGCUUCACCGCCAUGGGCCUGGGCAAGUCCCUCCGACCCGGGUCGUCGUCGCACAAGAACGUCGUGGCUCCUGUGCCGGAGGCUCGGCACGUCGACGUCCAGGUGCGGCUGUCGCCGGUGCCGAAGCCGAAGAAGCAUCGGAAUAUCUUGUCCCGGGCGAAACACGGCUUGGGGCUCAGCUCGGAGGACGCGAAGAGGGAGAGGAAGAGGGAUGAGAUCAAGCGCCAGAUUCGAUUUGGGAACUCGGGAGAGUGA
Messenger RNA from Anthostomella pinea, 1476 nucleotides. Lineage: Eukaryota; Fungi; Ascomycota; Sordariomycetes; Xylariales; Xylariaceae. The record is from the annotation of a GenBank genome assembly.